UGUAAACUCAAUUGUACCUACAUUGCAGUACCGCUAUCUGCAGCUCUCACUUUCACCGCACGAGCUUCUCGGCAGCCGCUGUUGCCUCUUAUGCCGUCGAGUCUUCUAAGCAGAAGCAAGGCGCCCUGCGGCGAGCGGUAGUCCUCCCGGGUAGCGUCCUGGAGCUCCCGAUGCUGACAACCCCACCACCCGCAGCGACAGAUGAACCAGAGGUGGUUUCCGUAACUUACAGUCACUUCCUCGCCGGGAAAUACGUCCCGUGUGGUGACAGCCACGACAGUUAGUUUUUUCCGGUCUGCAUCACGUGGAAACGGGCGCACGGGUUGCAGGAGUAGCUCAGAAGGCGUAGUUUGCUUCCGGCGUGGAGAGCGUCGAUGCGGACAUGUUUGAUACCGGUAGUCUUUGUCUUCAAGCGUAGACGAUACCCUUCGUUAGCUGGUCCGCUCCUGCAGGGGGUACCGAAGUACUGCAGGUGCCCAAAGUACUCGCCAAUAACCUCCCAAGCAGAUAUGGCUCCCCUCGUGACUACGCCCCGCAUGCCGGUGCGGACAUUUCGACAGAUCUCCAGGACAGAACUCUCACGACGCGAGUUGCCACACUCCCCCAUGAAGGGGCAAUUACCGGCAUUGCAGAAGCGACUUGACAGCGCGUUGAGGCAAGUAUCAGCGAGGCAACGAUCCUCCCAUCCGCAGCCCUCCCCUCCGUUGAUGCCCAGGCUGACGGCCGGAAACUUUAAGUCCUGGGGGAUUGUACUGAGAAGUGAGAAAAUCACUUCCAGUGGCCAUUUCUCCGGCUGCCACUCGUCUCGAGCGGAAUCAAGAGAUGUGUCCCCAAGGAGCUCAAAACCAGGAGAGCUAGCAGCUGAGGCCAGGGAAGGACAAGGGGUGCUUUCAGGACUGAUUUGGACGGAGUACAGAUGAUGGUAACGGCGGCCGGAUUGUAUCCUUCAAAACCCGCGUACUCGUUGUUCUCCUCAUUACUGGACUGGCUGGAACUUCCUCGAAUUGGUGCAUGGAGGCGGCUCCCGGUGAAAGUGUCCCGUACUCGAAAGCGCCCGAGUGCUGGAGAAGGAGCGGCUAGAGAAGAGGCGUUCCAAGCUUCAGAGAUCGUAGAUACGCUGGACGCAACCUCGUCGGUCUGGUCGGCUUCCGGGAGUGUGUUCAAUUCGAGCUCCGACAGGGGGCGAACUUGAAUUGUCUCCGAUUCGGGUACGAGCGGGUGGGCGAACGAACGCCCCGAGCGCAGCCACGGCAUCGACCUUCCAGGCCAAAUGGAGAUAAGCGGAUCACCUCCACGUGUUCGAGUGCCCGUGGCUCUCGACGUCUCACCCGGCGAUGUUGAAAUGUCACCAUGUUCGCAAUCAGAAGACAGCGAAGCAUCUGGAGCUCCAGAUACCGUGUUUUGGCGCUUAGUGGCAAGGGGUGGCAGGCUUCCUCCAUUAAGACGGCUUUCAACAUCAGGAGAUCUUGAUCUCUUCAUCAGGGUAUCUAGAUAUACAACGCGUAAUAUUAGUGCAGCCCGAACAAGUAUAAAGUAAAGACACGGAGCUUCACCGUAGAAGUCUCUACCCUGCUCGUCUUGCUGCAAGCACGAGAGACUUCAGCUCGAACGCCCAAAUUUCAAAAUGUACAUGAAGAAGCGAGUUGGCGCGCGAUUUUCGCGCCCAGCGA
Messenger RNA from Phytophthora nicotianae INRA-310, 1670 nucleotides. RefSeq lists its product as hypothetical. The record is from RefSeq and is a predicted model, not a curated record. The transcript has a single exon. The coding region runs from base 375 to 920 and encodes 181 amino acids. NCBI's taxonomy places the organism in Eukaryota, Oomycota, Peronosporomycetes, Peronosporales, Peronosporaceae.